Molecule: messenger RNA, 1401 nt
Organism: Anopheles maculipalpis
Lineage: Eukaryota; Metazoa; Arthropoda; Insecta; Diptera; Culicidae
Gene: Poc1
Product: POC1 centriolar protein homolog
Exons: 4
Coding region: 28-1401 (457 amino acids)
Molecular function (GO): protein binding
Source: RefSeq, a predicted model, not a curated record
CGGCGAUUGAGCUGAAACCUGCUGGAAAUGUUGGAUCCUGUACUGCAGCGGCACCUAAAGGGCCAUCGGGGUAAGCUGACCGGGCUUUCCUUCAAUCCGGAAGGGACACGUUUCGUGACAAGCUCCCUCGACCAUUCGGCAAUCGUUUGGACCAACAACGAGCAGGUACGCUGCAUGCGAUUCGAGGCACACACGGAUGUUGUGAAUGAUGUUUGCUGGUCGCCGGACGGUAGAAUCAUAGCAACCGUCUCCAAGGAUCGCUCCGUAAAGAUAUGGGUACCAUCCAUGCUUGGUAAUUGUGACGAGUUUCGGGGUCACACCUCUAACGUACGCUCGGUAGACUUUGAUCCGACCGGGAAGAAGCUUUUAACCGCUUCAGAUGACAAAACGGUCAAGCUGUGGAAGGUGUCCCGGAAGCAGUUCCUGUCGUCCUUCACUGGGCAUACAAAUUGGGUGCGCUGUGCUCGCUUCUCGCCAAACGGUAAAAUGAUCGCUUCUUGUGGUGAUGAUCGUUCGCUGAAGUUGUUUGACCCUGCAACUGGCCAGUGUGUUCAUACCUUUCACGAUCAGAAAGGAGCGGGAUGUAAGGUGGCUUGGCAUCCGGACAGCACACUGGUAGCUAUCGCGUUGGACAACUGCCGGGUGAAGAUCUUCGAUGUGAACAUAAGGAAAUUGAUUCAGUACUACCGGAUCUAUGAUGGUGCCGUGAAUUCGUUAGACUUCCAUCCGUCUGGCAAUUAUCUUAUUACGGGAAGCGACGAUGGUGUGACGAAAAUCAUCGAUCUGCUGGAAGGGCGGCAAAUAUUUACACUUACCGGGCACCGUGGUCCGGUGACGACGGUAAAAUUUUCGAAAGAUGGGCAGCUAUUUGCGACAGGUAGCGAUGAUUGUCAUGUCAUGUUGUGGAAAGCAAAUUUAGAACCAGAUUCGACACAAAGCUCACUGUACUCACCGGAGAGCACCUGCGAGAUAACGAAUGCAACCGGUGGCCAGCGCAAAUUUAGCUUCAAUCGUGACGUUACAGAGGCACAUGCCGACGAAGAUUCGGCCUACAGUUGCAACAAAGAGAAUCUCCCGGAUACGAGCAUUUUUGUCGAUGCGACAAAGACGGAAAAUUUCAAAAUAUCGGACGCCGUCGAGGAAAUCGUAAUCAAGCUGAAUAAAUCCACUCCCGAAAAGUCUCGAAACGAAACGACGCACGGAUUGAGUGUCAGUUUUACGGGGAAACGCCAACAGGCACAAUGUUCUGGUGCUCCAAAUCUGACGCACGAACCUUCUACAAGCAAUCGAAACGAAUUUGAAGCACAUGUCCUUGUGUGUCUGAACAGCAUCAGCCGAAGGAUGGACAGUUUUCAUAGACGAAUUUCGUUGCUUGAAGAUAUUCUCCUCGAACGAUCAUAA